UGGUAAAGUGCGUGACGUACUUAAACAAGAUGGCGGAAUUCUGGCAGAUUUAAGUUAUUUUGAAGAGCUGUAAAAACUUUCCACAAACAUGAUGCGCCAUGAAACGAGUCAUCUGCGUCGUGAGAAGGCCUCCAAGCCGCUGCUGUCACAAGGGCGAGUGAAGACCGGGAAGUACUACCUGCGGACACAACCAGGCCCUUCACCCCUGGAUACAGAGGAUGGACCAAUCUUCAUGAUGAAGAGAAAACGAAAUACAUCCCUCAUCUGGUUUGAUGUGUUCAUUACCAUUCUCGAGAUGUUACAGAUCUUGGCACUAGUCCAGGUGAUGUCACUACGAUGGGUGUGGCCCAAGAUAUGGAUUAACUACACAUACUUUCUGUUCAUUUUCAACGUGGAUAUCUGGGAGCUGGUGAAGGUUUCAAGUGGAGUGUUUCAUGGAGUGCAAGACUACUUCACACCAAGCUCCUUUGUACCAUUCAGCUAUAACUACAUUGUUUUGGGAUGGGGCCUUUUCUUAUUGUGUUUGAUAGGAGGAUUUGUAGGUACCUAUGCAGUCCUUCGAUACAGGAAGCGACCAUACCUACUUGUCCAUGUUGCGAGGAUGGAGAGAGCUGGAAUCAUUAUCGCCCAGGUCAUAGCCAUUCCACUUGGUGUAGCCAUUGCCAAGUUAUUCCAGUGCACAAACAUAUUUGCCAAGGUCGACCCUUUGAAUGACCUUACAUGUUUUUCUGGUUUACACUGGGCAUAUGUAGCACUGGCAAUAUUUGUCAUCAUUGGAUUCUACUUCCUGGUUCCUGCUAGGAUGAUCUAUAGAACCCGGCAGGAAAUCCUGGCUGGGACACCUCAACACCAUGAGACCUACCUCCAACUGAAAGAAAUGGAGUACAUGUCAGGCCUGGAUGUCCUCUGGAUCGUGAAGGGAUUUCACAUAUUUUCAUCCUUUAGAUUGAGAUCAGCUUACUUCAGACCAUUCCUACACUUCUUUAAGUUUGUCUUGCUGAGCAUAUACGCUGCUGCAGUCCAGAACAUAUUCGCUCAGGCUUUAGCCACAACUGGAACACUGUUUGUUUUGCUGCUCGCUGUCACCAUCAUCAGGCCAUUUCGAAUAACCAGCUUCAAUGUGUUCUUCGUAGUUGGCUAUCUGUGCCUCUUGGGUGACUGCAUAAUGGGAAGCUGCUUGGCAAGUGUGCCCCCAUCAGAGGUUCUGUCUCCAUGGCUCGUGGAGCCAUACUCCACUUGGAUCCUGGUAGGGGUGAACGGCGUCUUGUUACUGAGUAUGUUGGCAUUCCUGGGUCACCUGCUGGUGUAUAACCUCUACUGGCAUCGACGUAAGGGACACUCACCACUGUGGCCAGACAUGGCCAACCAUGGAGCGGAUAAAGUCGGCGUCGAGACUAAGAAGUAUAUGGUGUCUGUGCUCAAGGCUAGAUCUAUACUUGAGAAGUGCCGUAGCGCCAACCCCAUGUUCGCCCCCGUCCAUGAGCUGUCCCAACACAUCCAGGUCAUCAAUGCUUACUUCAGAGAGGCAGAGAAACUAGGAGACGGUCUCCAUGACACUCUGUGGGAUCUCCUAGAUGAGAUGAUUCAGGUGCAUGAGAAGCUGGAACCAAAGUCCCUGUUUGGAGAUGGCGUGAAGGACUCCAUCCGCGAGACAGCAGCAGAGUUGAUGAAGCUGAUGCCGAUGUUCACACGUCGACUUGCUCAGAGAGACUACGACUUGAUCCUUGUCUCUCCCCUCAAACGUAGGAUGUUGCUGAAGAUGACCGUCUUGAGCUUUUUCCUAAAUGGACGAUCAAGGGGUGUUGCCAAGAAACAGAUAACUGGACCAGAGAUGACAAGAAUCUGGCCUGAGUCAGAGACCAACCCUCGAGUAGAAGACACGAUGGAGUAUUAUGAGGAUCUGAUGCCCGCCCCACCACAGGGUCCGGACCAGGAGCAGAUGUACCUGUCCGAGUCUCUGUGCUUCCCCCUUCAGCUGGUUGAUAUCGAUGAGGACGAGAAGAGUGUGUCCUCCAUUCUGAAGGGAGCUCCCGAGAUCCAGCUGCUGUCUCCACCACCUUCCAGGCCAAGUUCAAGUCUGUCGUGCCACAGCCGAGUGACCUUGAGAGGAGAGGACAAUAAAGGGUUUGAAGGUGACUCUGGAGGUCAGACUGACACGGUCGUGGAUCUGGAGGACUACAGCCCAGGGGAGACAACCACAGAUGGCUUAAUUCAGCUUCACACCAGUAAACAAGAUUCUGGUGAAGACACACAGGAUACAAGUCCAACCAAGGCCAGCGGCAUAACUAUUUCCAAUGACCAUGACAAAGCUUCACAGGAACGGGAGAUUGUUGACCAGAAGGGUCAUCUGAAGAGGACAUUGAGCUCAACACACAUUACUGGAGCUGAAUCUGAGGACAACACAAACACUACCAGUCAGUCCCUGUUACAACCAGUUUCAACCAGUUCACCAGUGGUCACCACCAGCUCAGAACAGCAGCUGCCGGUUAAGGAGAAAAAAAUGAGAAAGAAGAAGAAGUCCUCAAGGAAGAAGUCGAACACUGAGGACCCAGGAGACAGUACCGACUACUAGACCACCAGUUGUUUAGUGUUGAUGACAAUCUGUCCAUCUAACAAGCAAGCAAUGACACCCAGUUAUAUAUAGAAGUGUAAAUGUUUACUUUAACAAAUGGAACAUUGGUGGUAUAUUGCAUAAUGAAAUUAAGUUCUAAAGCGAUGUAACCCUUAAUAUCAAAA
Haliotis rubra (blacklip abalone) is the source of this 2736-nucleotide messenger RNA. RefSeq lists its product as uncharacterized. Lineage: Eukaryota; Metazoa; Mollusca; Gastropoda; Lepetellida; Haliotidae. The record is from RefSeq and is a predicted model, not a curated record.